Aphis gossypii (cotton aphid) is the source of this 1426-nucleotide messenger RNA. It is a transcript of the gene bys, whose product is annotated as bystin. Gene Ontology annotation, molecular function: snoRNA binding. Gene Ontology annotation, biological process: rRNA processing. Gene Ontology annotation, cellular component: preribosome, small subunit precursor; nucleolus; cytoplasm. Lineage: Eukaryota; Metazoa; Arthropoda; Insecta; Hemiptera; Aphididae. Bases 86 to 1363 code for a protein of 425 amino acids. The record is from RefSeq and is a predicted model, not a curated record. The transcript is spliced from 8 exons.
GAGAUACUUUUUUACACGUGACAUUUUGAGAACUUUGUUAUUUUAAUUUUAUAUUUUUUACCUAGUUAAUUAAAACUUAAACAAAAUGGGGAAGACAAAAAAAAAGAACUUAAGAGGCGGAGUAGAUAGUAUAAAGCCAUACCCUAAUUUGGCUGAUCAGAUCGUUGGUGAUCGGGUAGUGUCUAAAAAAAAAGAACCAAAGAUACGCUUACGCCAGGAUGAAAACGAAGAGGUUAUUGGUUCACAAUUAUCUAAGCGUAUAUUGGAUCAAGUAAGAGAACAAAAACAAGAAAUAACUGAUAGUGAUGGUACAGAUAAAAAUCUACUCACAUCAUUAGGCUCAGGAUCUGAUUCAGAGGAAGAUGAAGAAGAUAAACCCAUAUUUGGUGAAGGAGAAGAUGAAGAUUACUAUGAACAACUGGAAAUCAAUGCAGAUGAUGAAAAAGCCCUAGAAAUGUUUAUGUCUAAAAAACCUGAAGCUCGAUUGACUUUAGCUGAUAUGAUUAUGGAAAAAAUUACUGAAAAACAAACUGAAAUACAAACUCAAUUUACAGAUGCUGAAAGUGUUCAAUUACAAGAUGUGGAUCCACGUGUAAUACAAAUGUAUAAAGGAGUUAAACAAGUAUUAAGUACAUAUCGAAGUGGCAAAUUACCCAAAGCAUUCAAAUUGAUUCCAAAGUUGCGAAAUUGGGAACAAAUUUUGUACAUAACUGAGCCUUCUACGUGGAGUGCGGCAGCAAUGUACCAGGGUAUUCGUAUAUUUGCAUCUAAUUUAAAGGAAAAUAUGGCUCAGAGAUUUUACAAUCUUGUUUUGCUACCUAGAGUUAGAGAUGAUAUAGAUGAGUAUAAAAAAUUAAAUUUUCAUCUUUAUCAAGCAUUGAAAAAAGCUUUGUUCAAACCUGGAGCUUUUAUGAAAGGAAUACUUAUUCCAUUGUGUGAAAGUGGUACUUGUACAUUACGAGAGGCGAUUAUUAUUGGAUCAGUAAUAGGCAAAAAUUCUAUUCCAAUGUUACAUUCAGCAGCAGCUAUUUUGAAAUUAGCUGAGAUGGAGUAUAAUGGAGCUACAUCAAUAUUUCUCAGAAUACUUUUUGAUAAAAAGUAUGCCCUUCCAUAUAGGGUUGUAGAUGCAGUUGUUUUCCAUUUUCUCAGAUUUGAGCAUGACGAUAGAGAAUUACCAGUUUUGUGGCAUCAAUCAUUAUUGACAUUUGCUCAACGUUAUAAGACAGACAUAAGUUCUGAACAGAAAAAAGCAUUGUUAAAGUUACUUAGAACGAAAUCACAUCAUACUAUUACACCAGAUAUACGCCGUGAAUUAGAGAGUUCUAUGUGCAGAGAUAUAGAAAUGCCUGAACCCAUGUGUUAACUUAUUUUGAUAUAAAAAAAACCCCAACAUUCUUAUGUGUAAUAUACUUAUUACGUUGAUUGA